AAGUUCAAACUCUAGACACAGCGACCAAGGCAGGACACCCCACUUCAUUGUGAUAUUUCUCCCCCCUCAUCCACUGCACCCCAACCAGCCGCAAGCCAUGCCUCUGCACAAACUCCUCAGCCCUGAAACUUCGCCUCUCAACAAACUCCUUCCCGCCCACGUCGCUCAUCUCAAGCUUCAACCCCUGCUCCGGCUCGGCAAAGAGCAGAAACAAAUACCGAUGCGGGCCCGAUUCGUCCUUGGGACCCGGCGCAAGGUACUAGGUCAUAGUCCUCCCCGUGUCCCCCACGCUCACACCCUUUUUCUGCGCUUCCCGCUGCUCGGAGGAAGAUGGAGACGGGAUGGUUGUCACCACUUAGUGCCACUAGUAGCCGAACUUGGGGUCGUCGGGCGUCGGCGCGUCCGGGUCGAUGAACAUGAAUGUGAAGCUCUGCUCGGGGCUGCUGUUGAGGAGAUGGCCAAGAUAGAAUUAGAGGGUGUCUGUUUUACUUCGCUGACGGGCACGAGUGGAUACCGCAUGGAGCACCCGUUUGUGCUGACUUGCCAUCAUUCCCAUUUGGUUCAGUACUCAGCUUACACACACACACACGCUCUAUUCCGCUCGGCGGGCUUAACCCGAAAGGGCAACUUCACGCAUCUACGAGAACAUUUCCCAAGAUGACACCUGGUCUUCUAGAGCCCAUACGACCUCAUUUUGUGCGUUAUGACCUCAAUUCAUUACCCUGUUCUCUGCAGGUACUCGUGGGUUAGUAGUAUCACGAGUAAGCCAGCUUGAAGACCAUUUUCCAAGUGUUCAACGUCAUAUCCUCGGCGGUUGAAGCGUGCUUACUCGGAGUAGCACGAGAUGGGUAGUGGUAGGUUAGUG
This is a messenger RNA of Parathielavia appendiculata, 865 nucleotides long. RefSeq lists its product as uncharacterized. Bases 98 to 661 code for a protein of 187 amino acids. The transcript has a single exon. NCBI's taxonomy places the organism in Eukaryota, Fungi, Ascomycota, Sordariomycetes, Sordariales, Chaetomiaceae. The record is from RefSeq and is a predicted model, not a curated record.